AUGUUAAUUUUUCUAUUUUGCAUUGCAUAUUUAUGAUUUUAUAUGCCUAAAUGCUGGUCUGGCGUUGGCUUUCCGGUUGAAAGGGGCGUGGGUGCGAGUGGGUGGUUGGGUGGGUUGGUCUAGGCAUGUAAAUCGUUUAACUACGCUUCAGCUGUAGCCUUGAAGGGAGCUUCGUGUUCGAAGGUCGCUUGCAAAUCGGUUGAGCUCUCUGCAGCUGAAAUGAAUGCAAAUUAAUAGUGUUGAAAAGCUUUGAGUUCUUAAGCUGGUUGCAUUAACGGUUUAAUGAGCGCAUACAUAUGCAUGCAUAUACAUACAAACAACAUACAUAGAAUAUAUAUGUACAUAUGAAUGUAUAUGUAUGCAGAUCUAAGCACACAGUCACACAAGCUUCUGCCGUUAGGGGCGCUUUUGUGCGUGCGUGCAUGUGAACAGCCAAUGGACACACCUGAUGAUUUUUUGUGUAAGUGUGUGUGUGUGUGUAUUGGGAAGAGUAUUUGUUGGCAGGCCAACGCGACAAUGGCACAGACAUUAUCAAUGCCAUAUACGUACAUACACAUGUACACAUUUGCAUAGAAACAUACAUGCAUACAUAUGCAUGCAUGUGUAUUCAUCGUGAAUGUGUAUGUACAUAUGUCAGUUUGUAAUGUCUGGGUGCAUAACGGCUUGUUAUUUUGUUACUCAUCAUUAUGCAUACCACUUGCACUCCUUCGCCUUCUCUUCCUCUCUAGCAGGUUAACAGACAAGAAACAGCUCAACAUAUCGAUAAAUACAUAGAGAGCAAACAGUGGAUAUCCCUUUAACAUUAACAACAACAACAGCAACAACAACACAAGCAACAGCAUCGAUUCUAACAGUUUGGUGCUGACUGCGCUGCUGCUGUUGGCAGCGGGCAGCGUACAAUGAACUUUCUUAUGCAGUGUGCCCAAUAACACACACAUACACACACGCGUACACUCACUAUAGAUGCAUAACGGUUGGCAGCGUCGACGGCGGCAGCAAUGGCCACAACGAUGUUGACGUUGGGAGCGAGGACAACGAAGCAGUUGACAAUUGAGAAUCAAAUGCGCUAACAGUUAAUUACGCACACAUAUUUACACAUAUUUGGAAAGCGAUAUGUCCGCACUAUGGUUUCCGUUUUCGGCAUGCAACAACCAGGAACAACAGCAACAACAACAACAACAACAACCACAAGAAGCACUCAGCAGAAUCCGUGCCUGCUGUUUGUCGUUGUUGCGGCACAUUUAGGCUGAGACACACACACACACACACACGCGCGCGCGCACACGCACACGUACACAGAAAUUGCAUUUGAAAACCAAUUUUGAAAAAGCACACAACAUUUUGCAAAAGCAAAAAGAAUUCAAAUUAUGGGCAGCCUGCCGAAUCUGCAUGAACUGGAGGAGGCGGAGCGUAAACGCGAGAAGCGCAGGGAGUACGAGCUGCUGCUGGAGCAGCGCGCCAGGGACACCAGUCGGGAACGCGAGCGCCUGUCGCAGUUCGCUCAACAGCGCAAGCAAUUCUCCUACAAUGCUUACAUUAUGGCUGGCCUGGGCAUUGGCGGCGGCGUCGGCGGCGGCUCGCUGUGUCUUACGGCAGCCAAUGGGCAUGGCAAUGGGGAGCUAGCCAGCGUCAAUGGCAUAAAAACCCAAUCUCUUGCCGAAACAACAACAACAACAACAACAACAGCGGCGACAACAACGGCGACAACAACAACACAAGCGACAGGAACAACAACGUUGAGCGGCUUUGCCAUGCUGGGUCUGGCCGGCAGCUUGAUGAGCGCCAAGAAAUAUCCGCAUCCUUACCAUCAGCACACGCAUCCGCAUCCGCAUACGCAUCCGCAUCAUCAGCAUCGACAUUCGCUGACCACACGGCAUCGCGUGCUGCGCACCCGGACACGCAGCUCCGGCGGUCCGCAUAACGUUUGGGACGACCAAUUGAUGGAGCAUAUGACCGGCUACUCGCCGUCGCCGAUCUCGACGCGUUCGCAUCGAAUAAAUCCCGUGUCCUCGUACCAGGUGCAGGCCGCGUUGGCGGCAUCGCGACGCCGCGAAUCGAUAAACAGCUCCAUUGGGGCGACCUCGAUCCGGCGGCUGAUCACGCUGAACAACCGCAACUGCCGGCACAAGGUGCCCGCCCAUGUCCGGCAGAGAGUGUGGCGCCAGUUCAGCUGCCUGAGCAUCGCCCACGGCCUGAUGAGCGCCGUCCUGCUGCCGGUGAUGGCGCUGCAGGGUUCCAGCUCUGUGUGGCAUCAUCGCGAACAGUGGCUGCCGCUGGGCCCCAACAUUGGAUCGCUUCUGCUGAGCGCCCUCUUUCUGCUGGCCGCCGUCCUCAGUGUGCCGGGCACACGGCUAAUACGCCGCUUUGGCUAUAUGCCGCUGCUGGCGGCCAACUCGUUGGCGGUGUCGCUGUUCCUGCUGGCGCAUCUGUACGCCUCCAUCUAUACGCUGCUGCCGGCGUAUUUGGUGCUUGGUAUUACGCUGAGCGCCGCCAACAGCUGCAAGGCGGCGCUCAUUGUGCACUUUGGCGGCAAGCUGAGCUGCGCCCAGCACGAGUGCCCGCUGGUCGGCACGCAGACGCAGACCCAGACGCUGACGCCGUCGGAUGCGUUGCACGAGGAGCACAAGAUGUUCUGCAAUCGGGAUCAGAAGGUGCGACGGCUGGCGCGCUGGUAUCGCGCCGCCCAGGAUCUGGGCCUGAUUCUGGGCGCCUUGCUGGCCUCGCUGCUGCUCGCGUGCAAUGCCAACGAUUGGAACUGCUCGGCGGGCACCGUUGAAGCGCUGCCAAAUGGAACGGAGCCCCCGCCGGAGGACUAUUACAAUCGCAACGAGCACAACGAACGCAUUUGUGGCGCGGACAUGUGCCCGCUUCAGCUGCAGCAGCUCAACUGGCCGGCGAACAGCACACGCUCGAUAUACGCGGGCUUCAUUGAGAGCGGCGAUCGCGCCGGCGGCCAGUCCCUGCUCUGGCUGUACGAGCUGCUGUCACUGUUGGCGCUGAUGUUGUCCAUGCUGCAGGGACGUCGACUGCUGGCCGUGACGGGACGGCACGAGCGUGUCGUCAAGGAUGUCACGGAUACGCUGCUGUUUGCCGGUCCCCUGGCGUAUUUCAUCGGCACCGAGCAGGGCUAUAUGCUGGGCGAUUUUUUGCGCGCCUUUGUCUCCUGCUCGCUGGGCAUUAGCAUGAUACCGGGCGCCCUCAUCGGCAUGGGCCUGAUGCAGCUGAUCGUCUCCUGCACGCUUAGCAUGCUGCUGCGGCACACCAAACGCAUUGUGGUCAUAUUGGCUGGUUUCUUCUUUCAUUCAUGCUUGCUGCUGGCGCUGUCCAGCUGGAAGCCAUCGAGCGAUGACAGCGCCCUCUUCUAUGUGAUAGCCGCCUCGUGGGGCGCCUGCAAUGGCAUGUGGGAGACGCUGCUCCUGUCGCUGAUCACCCUCAAUCAUGUCCAGCACGAUCAGGUCACGGAGGUAAAUGCAUCGCUGCAAGCGCUCCGCUUUCUUGGCCUGGCCAUCACGUUUGCGGCGCACGGAUUCCUCUGCGAAUCGGUGAAGAUCAUUGCCCUGGUUGUGCUGCUGGUGAUCUGUGUGCCGCCGUAUGCGAUGCUGGAGAUGCGACUGGAGGCGCAGCGGAAGGCGACGCUCAUCAGCUUAUGACGCAGCUACUUCAGCUAGUCCAGGGGGGGGCGGGGCACUGUGGCACGUACGCACACCAUGUAGAUGUGGGCGAGCGGAGCCACAGGCCGAGCGACUGAGAAAGACAGGAUAACAGCAAGGACACCCAUCCAACGGACACGGAGCCGAGCCCCCAGGCGUGCCGCAGUCCUGCCAAUCUAACCAGUAUUUAAAGAGACACGGAGCGAGAGGAAGGAAGAGCGAGGUAGGGCGAAUGAGAGGUAGGAAUAGCUCUUGCAAUAUUUGAUUUUGUAUGCCAAAGAUUUCCACCCAGCUCCAGACUUGGAACAUUUGGAGCACUUAGUCCAAACCAAAAGCUAGACCCCAAGUCCAUAACUGUUAACUGUCUAUAUACCUAUAUAUAUAUGUUAUUAUAUAUAUGUAUUGUAUAUCCAUAAUAUAUAUCUUAUUGUAUCUAUUAAUCUAAUCAAAACAUGUGCCAGUGCCAACAAUGUUGUUCCAAAUCCUUACGAAAUUUGGACUAGACAAGUCCACAGCCUAUCUGAUUAGUUAACGCAUAUAUCUAUAUAUAUAUCUGUAGGAUAAUUAGAAGCGUUCCUCUGGUCAGUUACCAAUGGAUAAUGCUAAGGCUUAGCUUGAAGAAUUAUGAUUGGCAUUUUUAAGCGCAACAAAUAUGUCCUAAAUAUUGCUCGAUGUUAAUGUAAAGCGUGACUACUCUCUAGAUGCUAGAUACAACAAAAUAUAAGAAAAGCCACGCGUUCUGUAUUUCGCUUUCGAUUCAAUUUGGUCUACGCGAAAAUAUAAUCGAUUGAUUGCAGCUCAGAGCAGGCCCCAUAAAAAUAUAAAGUAUUAUCUCAAUGGGAUCCAAAACCAGAAAAGGUCAAAUUCACUCUUUAAGAAAUCGAAUAAAAAUAAAAGACAACUAUGUAUAUUGUUUUGAAAUGGAAUCGAAAACGAAAUCGAGAACAGAACAAGAUUUAAUGCGGCUCAUAAGAAAAAAAAAAAA
Molecule: messenger RNA, 4635 nt
Organism: Drosophila virilis
Lineage: Eukaryota; Metazoa; Arthropoda; Insecta; Diptera; Drosophilidae
Source: RefSeq, a predicted model, not a curated record